Ziziphus jujuba (common jujube) is the source of this 1112-nucleotide messenger RNA. Its product is annotated as cyclin-U2-1. NCBI's taxonomy places the organism in Eukaryota, Viridiplantae, Streptophyta, Magnoliopsida, Rosales, Rhamnaceae. Bases 219 to 908 code for a protein of 229 amino acids. The record is from RefSeq and is a predicted model, not a curated record. The transcript has 2 exons. Gene Ontology annotation, biological process: regulation of cyclin-dependent protein serine/threonine kinase activity. Gene Ontology annotation, molecular function: protein kinase binding.
AAGCAGGAGGCAAACAUAUCUCUACACUCUGAUUUCUUUUACUUCCCACUUCCACGCUCCUUCCAAAUGUCCCAAAACCAAUGUCUUUCUCUCCCCACUAUUUCUUUCCCUCCCUUAUAUAAACCUUUCCCUCAUCUAACCUCUUUAAUUACAGCCCUAACUUCCUUUCACUCCCCAUUUUCCUUCUCACUCUCUUAUCCUUUGCCAGUGCUGAAAACAUGACAACUUCCACAUCCACUUCCCUAGCGAUCUCACCCAGAAAGCUUCGAUCUGAUUUGUACUCAUAUGCUUACGGUCAAGAAGAUUCGAACACCCCAUUAGUGGUUAAUGUCCUUGCUUCUCUUAUUGAGAGAAGCAUGGCCAGAAACCAGAGGAUCGCCAAGAAUUGUAGCUCAUUGUAUUUGUCCAGAGACUUAAGGACUCGGAUUUUCGAUUGCCAUGAAACCCCGGACAUGACGAUUCAGAGCUAUUUGGAAAGAAUUUUCAGAUACACUAAAGCAGGGCCUUCGGUUUAUGUGGUUGCUUAUGUCUAUAUCGAUCGGUUUUGCCAAACCAAUCCUGCGUUUCGGAUAAAUAUUCGAAAUGUUCAUAGGCUUCUCAUUACUACUAUCAUGGUCGCUUCCAAGUAUGUCGAGGACAUGAAUUAUCGAAAUUCUUACUUUGCAAGAGUUGGGGGAUUAACGACGGACGAUUUGAACAAUUUGGAGCUCGAGUUUUUGUUCUUGAUGGGAUUCAAAUUGCACGUGAAUGUAAGUGUGUUUGAGAGCUAUUGCUGUCAUUUAGAAAGAGAAGUUAGUAUUGGAGGAGGUUACCAUAUAGAGAGGACAUUAAGAUGUGCAGAGGAAAUCAAAUCAAAGCGGAAUGAAGAAAGAAGAUAUAAUAUGCAAAUAGCUCGUGUUAUGUUGUAGACUUUUUGAGUUUUUGUUUUUCUAUUUUUUUUUUAAUUUUUAAUUUUUAGUAUGAUUGCUUGCCAUGAAAUGGGUGGUAUGGCAAUUCUUGUGUACAAAUCAAUGUAUAGUAUGCUUAAAAGGCAAAAACAGAGUGAUGUGAAAAUGUUGUGGCUUUUUUUUGUUUAUGACAUCAAAUGGAAUGCCAUGACUUUUUGCUCGAAA